Messenger RNA from Neurospora hispaniola, 1257 nucleotides. RefSeq lists its product as uncharacterized. Gene Ontology annotation, cellular component: intracellular membrane-bounded organelle; cytosol; membrane. NCBI's taxonomy places the organism in Eukaryota, Fungi, Ascomycota, Sordariomycetes, Sordariales, Sordariaceae. Bases 1 to 1257 code for a protein of 418 amino acids. Gene Ontology annotation, molecular function: oxysterol binding. The transcript is spliced from 3 exons. The record is from RefSeq and is a predicted model, not a curated record.
AUGGAUUCUGCGCAGCAAAACAGUAGCGCAGCAGCAGGAGGAGGCAGCAGCUGGGGUGCCUUCCUCAAGUCCAUCGCUUCCUUCAACGGCGAUCUCGCCAGCCUCACGGCACCCCCCUUCAUUCUUUCUGGUACUAGUUUGACCGAGUUUAGCUCGUACUGGUGUGAGCACCCUCCCGUCUUCGCUGCUCCUGCCAAAGAAUCGGAUCCGGCAAAGAGAGCGCUCCUGGUUCUCAAGUGGUUCUUAACCACAUUGAAGCAACAGUAUGCCAGCCGAAGCGAGCAGUAUGGCAACGAAAAGAAGCCUCUGAACCCCUUUUUGGGUGAGCUUUUCCUUGGCAAGUGGGAGGACGAGGCCGGCGUUACCGAGCUCAUCAGCGAGCAAGUGAGCCAUCAUCCACCCGCAACAGCCUACAACAUUACCAACCUUCCGACCGGCGUCCGACUUGAGGGCUACAACGCCCAAAAGGCCUCAUUUUCCAAGACAAUCAACAUCAAACAGAUUGGCCACGCUGUUUUGACGGUCCCAUCACCGACGUCGGACCAGCCCGACACCUUCCUUAUUACCCUGCCAUCUCUCCAUAUCGAGGGCUUGAUCUUCGGCUCUCCCUUUAUCGAGCUGGACGGUGCUUCUUACAUCACUUCUUCUACUGGAUAUACCGCCAAGAUUGAUUACAGUGGCAAAGGUUGGCUGUCUGGCAAGAAGAACUCGUUUGUCGCCUCGCUGUACCCGACGGGCAAGGAGAAGGAGGUGCUUUACAAUGUUUCGGGCCAGUGGACAAAGUCUUUCGAAAUCCAUUCUGGUGCGGCCAAGCACAACAGCAAGAGCACCCUCGUCGACUCCUGGGAUCCCGAGAAACAGCAUCAUACUCCUCUCACCGUUGCCCCGAUCGAAAAACAACACCCUCUUGAAUCUAGACGAGCCUGGUCCAAGGUCGCCAACGCUAUUCUCAAAGGAGACCUUGAAGCUGUGGGACAAGAGAAGAGCAGGAUCGAAGUUGCGCAACGCGAGGCGCGUGCCAGAGAAAAGGCCGAGGGGCGUAUGUGGCAACGACGAUAUUUCAGCGUCCACACAGAUGCGCCUGAUCGUGUAUUGACCCUGCUUGGUCCUGCUAUUGGACUAGCUGAGCAUGGUGAUGCGGAUAAAACUGGUGGACUGUGGCGGUUUGACGCGACCAAAGCAGAGAAGGAACGUGAGCAACCGCAGCUUAGCGAUGAGGAAGCCUCCAAGAUCGCCAAGGAGCUCUUAGGGCAGUAA